CUCAGAUAAAGUCGUACUCGUCGUGCUUGAGGGUUAUGCCAUGUGAAUUAUGCCAUAUGAUGGCCAGUCAAAGAAAAUGUGGCUCGCUACCUCUGCCCCUGAGCAGUCCUUGCUCACGCGGAUCAGUGAGUUGGAGACCUACAACAGGCAGAUCGAUCGUCUCGAAGAGAUCCGGCUCUUGCGGCUGCAGCAUGCGAAGAAGAAGCUCCUUCGCAGGCGCGCCGCAGACGAGGUCAGCGUUCUCAGUUUCGCAUGCACGGCCUCGUGCAGCUCCACGGCGCAGGCGCAGGCACAAUCUCCCAGCGAUACGUACGGUACGUCCCAGCGGUCGGAUGGCAGCACAGAUGCCGCGACGGCCGCCAAGCUGUUGGCGCAACGCUUUGAACUGCAGCAAGUCUCAUCGUUGCUGGAGUCCAAGGCGGAGGAGACCACCAGAAACACGCAGGACCUGGCGGAGUCUUGGCAGGCACGGCUAGACGCGACACUGGAGAGCCGGAGUCAGCAACUGCAACAGCUGCAACGGCUACAGCAGCACAGCAGCAUGGUGCAGGAGAAGUUGCGGCAGACCAAAGGCACCGUGGAACAGGCAACUGCCGUGGCUGCAGCUGCCACGAAGCGACGUUUGAGGGAUGCAGCCCGUGCUCGAGUUCAAAGCGCUUUGAAUGAGGAGCUGCGUGCCGAAGCCGCUGCGGAACAGCUGAGGCGCAGCACGCAGCGGCAGGCGCAGGCAGCCCAGAGGUAUCAGGUGCGCUGA
This is a messenger RNA of Cladocopium goreaui, 754 nucleotides long. The record is from the annotation of a GenBank genome assembly. NCBI's taxonomy places the organism in Eukaryota, Dinophyceae, Suessiales, Symbiodiniaceae.